CUGUUCAUGAUAUACAAGUGAAGUGACUACCCGUAGAAUGCUAUUGCGCAUGCGCGAGAGUUCGCAGAAUGAGGGAAUCCAUAUACACAAUUCAAUAAUCUAUACAAUCUAUCCACUAUUUGUUUCGUUAUGUACUACUGUAUGUUAAGGUCUUUGAACAACAACGGGAAAAACCUAAUACGACUUGUUAAAGCAUCAGUCUGUCAAACACCAUGUGAUACGUCAUCAAAGCUUUGCAUUGUAUGCCACUCCACACAUUCAACUGUGUCAAGCAGUUUGCGACCCAUAACGCACGUUCUACGAAGACACUGGACUCAUCAAACAACAUCAUAUCGCUGCGUGGGCUCCACUGUGCGCACAAAACCUAUGCCAAGUGCCUUUCCUGUUAUAGAUGGAGGAUUUCAGCCAGUUCACAAACACGUAUAUGAGGCAAAUCUCAGGAACAGCCUGAUAUGUCAGCAAAAGUACCUCGAACACAAGCAGAAGGUAUUAAAGGGGGGUGGUGAAAAUGCCAUAGCUCGGCAUACGCAGAGGAAUCAAAAGGUCCUGGUAAGAGACAGACUGCGGAUGCUGCUGGACGAUGAAAAUUAUUUAGAGCUUUCUCCUUUUGCAGGAGAUGGUCUGCCCUACGGCGAUAUCCCAUCAGCAGGCUGUCUUACAGGAAUUGGUCAGAUUAAUGGACUAUGGUGUGUGUUCAUUGCAAAUGAUGCUACCGUGAAGGGAGGCACAGCAUAUCCUAUCACUGUUAAAAAGCAACUCAGGGCUCAAGACGUGGCCAUGCAGAAUCGUCUCCCCUGUGUUUACUUGGUGGACAGCGGUGGUGCAUUUCUACCUCUUCAGUCAGAGAUUUUUCCUGAUAAAAACCAAGGAGGCCGGACCUUUUACAAUGAAGCAGUUAUGUCAGCAAUGAAGAUUCCACAGGUGGCAGUAGUGUGUGGGUCAUGCACUGCCGGUGGUGCAUAUGUUCCAACUAUGGCUGAGGAGGCGGUGAUUGUCCAUAGGAUAGGAACAAUAUUUUUGGGUGGUCCACCCCUGGUGAAAGCUGCGACUGGUGAGGAAGUUACUCCAGAAGAUUUGGGAGGAGCCAGACUACACUCAGAAGUGAGCGGCUGUGUGGACCAUUUUGCAACAGUGGAGAGUGAAGCAUAUGAGUAUACCCGAAACAUCAUCUCUACCUUAAACUUUGAGCUUCCAGAGGAGAGCAGCAUUCAGUCUGCGGAGCCUCUGCACAGCAGUGAGGAUCUCCUGGGACUUGCCCCCCGGAGUUACAACUACAGCUUGGAUGUUAGACUAAUUGUGAGUCGACUGACCGAUGGGAGUCGGUUUCAGGAGUUCAAGGCACGCUAUGGGACAACCCUUGUCACAGGCUUUGCCAAAAUUGAAGGUCAUCAGGUUGGAAUUGUGGCAAAUAAUGGAGAACUGACAUAUGACGCUUCACUGAAAGGCAGUCAUUUUGUCCAGCUAUGUGAACAGAGAGACAUGCCUCUGAUUUUCCUGCAGAACACAUCGCCGGCGCCUUCACACACCUUCUCACAAGCCAAGGCAGAGUCCAACACUAACAGACUGAAAGCUCAGGGCUCCAUGAUGUCUGCUGUGGCAUGUGCUUCUGUUCCCAAAAUUACUGUUGUAAUUGGAGGAUGUCAUGGAAGUGACAGCUAUGCUAUGUGCGGAAGGGCUUUUGAUCCUAACUUCCUGUUCCUGUGGCCAAAUGCAAAAGUGUCGAUUUUGGCACCAGGCCACUCACAAGCAUUGAUGCAGACAGAAGAGGAAAUUACUCAGAUUAAUGAGAUGUUGGAGGAAGAGAGUUCAGCUUUUUUCUCUACUGGCAGACUGUGGGAUGAUGGAGUUAUUCUACCUCAAGACACUAGACAGGUUUUAGGCAAGUGUUUGAAAAUUAUUAAACAACAGGUAUACCAGUUGUCCAGGGAAAGGAUGAGGACACCUAUUCUCCGACUGUAACUCCACCACUUCAUCCACCUCAGUGGACUCAGUGUUUUAUGAAAUUAGUGCUUAAUUGUCUUUUUAUUACAUUUACUGUAAUCACAAAUGGUGCCAAAUGAAUACUUUCUAUAUGGUUAAAUAACUUGUGCAUAUAGAAUUUUGUUUAUAAAUUAUUUGAAUAAAUUAAUGUUAAGAAAUAA
Triplophysa dalaica is the source of this 2141-nucleotide messenger RNA. RefSeq names its product methylcrotonoyl-coenzyme A carboxylase 2. Gene Ontology annotation, molecular function: methylcrotonoyl-CoA carboxylase activity. Gene Ontology annotation, biological process: L-leucine catabolic process. Bases 130 to 1959 code for a protein of 609 amino acids. Gene Ontology annotation, cellular component: mitochondrion; methylcrotonoyl-CoA carboxylase complex. The transcript has 13 exons. The record is from RefSeq and is a predicted model, not a curated record. NCBI's taxonomy places the organism in Eukaryota, Metazoa, Chordata, Actinopteri, Cypriniformes, Nemacheilidae.